CUGAAAUCCUUUUUCUUUGGUGUGAGUAAUUUAUUUGGUGUAUCAAUUUGUAAAUUUGUUUAUUUUAUUGUAAUUAGAUUAAAUUUUUGUGAAAUAUAUCAUCAAUUAAUUGUAAGUUAUCUGUGACAACCACAAUGGCUUCUGGUUAUGAAAAAUCGGUUGCGAUUAAGUCCCACGUGAAUGAGAAAGACAACUUGAAUGAUGAUGAAGAUGGGGAAAUUAUUGACUUUGUAUUAUCACUUGACUAUGAGAAAGAACUGCAAGAACAACUGAUAGCCCAUAAUGAUGCUGAUUUAUACUCUUAUAGAAAAUUAGUCAAGAAUUAUCUUCAAACCAAAAAUAAUCUAAUAAACCAUGAUAAUUUAACUAACCAUGACAAAGACACAACAGCAAUGGCCGCUGCGGCUGCUGCUGCGGUUCAGCAACAACAAAACCAGGGCCUCCAACAGCAUCCAUCUUCUGGUAUGGGACCUCCGCCUCUUCCACCGCCCGGUCAACCCGGUGCAGGGAAUAACCAUUUUCCUCAGAAUACCUAUUAUCAAGAUCCAUUCGCGGCUCAAAUGGGACAUCUUAUUCCUGCGGGACCACCACCAACCAUGAUGCCACCAUAUUAUGGUUUACCACCUUGGGGAAUGUAUCCAGGUAUGAUACAAGGUGGCCAAGGCCAGCAUCCUCAAGCACCUCCACCUCCACCUCCUCAUGUACAGCAACAACAAUUAAUGGCUCAAAGAAAUGGACAAAGGCCAUUAACUCCACAAGGACCAAGUGAUAAUUCCGGUAACCCACCCGGCACUGGACUUCAACCACCACCACCACCUCCCCCACAAGGACAAUAUAAAAUGAUGACACCCCAUGGCUAUUAUGAUCAAACUGGCUCACUUAUUAUGGGUGGUUCAGCUGGUUCGGCUCGAGGUAUGAACACGAUAAUGCGUCUACUGCCUCAAAUGAUGAUCAGUCCAGCACACAAUCAAGGCCCAAAUAGUAAUAUGAGGAUGAUGCCAGGUCAAGGUCAGACCGGUAUUGGAAACCAUUCCGGUCCAACCCAACUUUUCUCAUCAAGCACCUCAAAUGUGAAUAGUAAUCCAUUGUAUACAUCAGAAACUAAUUCAGGCCUAGGAUAUCCAGACAAUUCUUUAGUGUCAUCAUCAAACCUUGCUAAUGGUAAUCAUUCAUUUGGUUACAAUCCAAAUUUGUCUCAUAAUAUUGGUAAUGGUGGUUAUGGAAAUAGUGCUUUGGGGCCUAUUGGUGCCUCUCUUGCGUCUGGUAUCAAUUUGGGUAAUAGUUCACCAAGACGUGAAUCUUUUGAGAGUAGAAGACCUGACAAUUCAAUCAGCGGUGGUAUUUUCUCGACGAGCUUAGAUGGUAAUCAGUUUUCUCGACAUUUGAGUAGUAAAAAUGGUCAAUUUUAUGGUCAUUUUGGCAAUACUAUUGGUGCAUCUCCUGGACCCGGACCAAUUGGUCUUUUACCACCCAAUCAAAGUUUAACUCCAUCACCAACCAUGAAUGGAUCUAAUGGCGACCUUAACCUUGGAGCUUUAGGUGCGAACAGGAUGGUAUCCGCUGCCCCUGGAGCGGAGGCCAAAUAUUUAAUCAGAAAUGGCCCAAUAAAUGGAAGUAUGUUUGGAUCAUCUAACUCUGUCGGAUUUCCCAAUAGACUUCUACAACGAAAUUCCUCUAUGGACAAAUCAACUGGGCGUAGCCGUCUUCUUGAAGAUUUCCGAAACAAUAGGUACCCAAAUCUCCAAUUACGAGACCUUACCGACCAUAUUGUCGAAUUUUCUCAAGAUCAACAUGGUUCGCGGUUUAUUCAACAGAAAUUGGAAAGAACCACUGCUGCUGACAAGCAACUUGUAUUCAAUGAAAUUAUCGCUCAUGCUUAUAAUUUAAUGACCGACGUAUUUGGAAAUUAUGUUAUUCAAAAGUUUUUCGAGUUUGGUACACCUGAACAGAAACAAGCACUCGCUAUGAAAGUAAAGGGCCAUGUCUUACCUUUGGCUCUUCAAAUGUAUGGUUGUCGUGUAAUUCAAAAGGCUCUCGAGUCAAUUUCUCCAGAGCAACAGAAAGAAAUUGUUAAAGAGCUUGAUGGACAUGUAUUAAAAUGUGUAAAAGAUCAAAAUGGAAACCAUGUUGUCCAAAAGUGUAUAGAAUGUGUGGAUCCUCAUGCUCUUCAAUUCAUUAUCGGAGCUUUCCAGGGACAGGUAUUCUCACUGUCAACCCACCCAUAUGGAUGUAGAGUUAUCCAAAGAAUCUUGGAACACUGUACGCCUGAGCAAACUACCCCCAUCUUAGAGGAAUUGCAUCAACAUACUGAAUCUUUGGUUCAAGACCAGUAUGGUAACUAUGUGGUUCAGCAUGUUUUAGAACAUGGAAGACCAGAAGAUAAGAGUAGAAUUAUCGCUAAUGUACGAGGAAAAGUAUUAAGCCUCUCGAUGCAUAAAUUCGCCAGCAAUGUUGUGGAAAAAUGUGUCACUCAUGCCAAUAGGAGUGAAAGAGCUCUGCUUAUCGAAGAAGUCUGCUCAUAUAAUGACAGUGCUCUAUACACUAUGAUGAAAGACCAGUUUGCAAAUUAUGUCGUGCAAAAGAUGAUUGAAGUAGCUGAACAACCUCAACGUAAAGCACUUCUCAAUAGGAUCCGUCCUCAUCUUGCCGCUUUACGUAAAUACACCUAUGGGAAACACAUUCUCGCCAAAUUGGAAAAAUUUAUGCCCAAAAACAGUGACUAUGUAAUUAACUAAUAUAAAACUAAUCAAAUUUGUGGUUGGAAGAAAAGAUGAUGAUGAAAAAAACACUAAUGUGAAAUGGCUUUUGUUUUCUUUUUUGGUUUUUUUUGUUUGAUAUCUUUUUUUUCCUCAAUUUUUCUUAAUUGUUCAAGGUAUUAUAAUUAUAAUCUGUAAAACGCUUGUAACUCUUAACUUCCAUUACCUUUCUCUCUCUCUCUCUCUCUUUCUUGAUAUUUGUUCAUUAUUCUUUUCACUUUCUAUCUUUCCCUUGUUUCUCUUGAUAUUCAAAUGGCCUGAAACAAAAAUCAGUAACCUUUUCUGAUUAUAAAUAUUAUAUAAUAAUUGAUAAUUAUGAUAAUUACCCUCGACAUAAUCCCCUCCUUCCUAAACCCUUGUCACACUCACUCACCACCCUAAUCCUUAAACUAAUAUUCCCCUUGUCCAAUCUACUAAUUGAAUAUAAAUAUGUAUCUCUUUCGCAAUGUAAUCACACAUACACCACAACAACAACAACAACAACACACCAUACAACUCUACAUACACCACAUACACCACACAUCUACACACACACACACAUACAUACAUAAAUACAUACACACACAUAAACACCACUACAACAACAAACCACAAAAAAAUCCGGGAAGCGGGAAAAUCUCACAACACACCAACCAACAACCAUAUAUAUUAUAUUAUAUAUUAUAUUAUAUUAUAACAUAACACAUUACAUUAUAUAAACAAACCCACUACAUACAAUGCACUUUUCUAAUUGUUCAGCUUGUAUAUGUUGUAAAGUCUCGUUCACCACAGACUGUAAUAAGGUUGUAGAACUACACUCUCUCUCUCUCUAUCUCUUUCUCUUGGAUAAUUAUAAUUAACUAAUUAAAUCAAACACGUCUCUCUCUCUCUCUGUAAUAUGUAUCCUCUUCACAAAAAUUAAAACAAAAACCAAAAUGAUUGACCUGAUGAACGAAUAAUUAAUUGACAUGUGAAAAUAUCGAAAAAAAGUUCUAACCAGAUUAUUCCAAAUCCUCUUGAUUCCUUUUUAAUCAUUUCACUUUCUGCCAUUGUUAUUAUGUUACAAUUAACUUGAUUAUUCUAAUUAAUGCAAUUAUAUUGUAAAUGAUUAUUAUUCUUAUUAAUAAUAAUUCGUCUUGUAAUCAAUUCGAAAA
Messenger RNA from Panonychus citri (citrus red mite), 3889 nucleotides. Its product is annotated as pumilio homolog 2-like. Lineage: Eukaryota; Metazoa; Arthropoda; Arachnida; Trombidiformes; Tetranychidae. Gene Ontology annotation, cellular component: nucleus; cytoplasm. The coding region runs from base 135 to 2735 and encodes 866 amino acids. The transcript is spliced from 6 exons. Gene Ontology annotation, biological process: post-transcriptional regulation of gene expression. Gene Ontology annotation, molecular function: mRNA 3'-UTR binding. The record is from RefSeq and is a predicted model, not a curated record.